CAAAAAUAAUUAUUUAAAAAAAAAAAACAGUGAAGAUGUUAAGCUAGUCAAACUUUACUGGAAAGAAGGAAAGACUAUAAUUUUUUUUUUAACUUUGCCUCCAGUGGACACUGCCUGCACUGCUCUUACCUAAACCCAUUUCUUUGGCUACAAGAAGGAAAUGCAGCCCUGCUGACUGGAUCAGAGAAAAAAGAAACAUCCUGAUCUGUACCCUUCUGUGCAGGUAACAAUUUCAGGUUCAUAUAAGAUGUCAACCAUUAAUCUAUUUCCCCUCUGACCUCUGCCUGUUUCUCUGUGAGAAAUAAUGACAUGGAAAGGAUGGUGCUGGGACUUUCAACAACCUGGUUACAGGGAGCAGUGAACUUUAAAGAUGUGGCUGUGGAAUUUACAGAAGAGGAAUGGAUGAUGCUGGACUCUACUCAGAAAUAUGUACAGAAAUGGGAUGUUGGAAAACUACCAAAUCUCACCUCAGUGGAAUAUCAUUUAUACAGUCUUGGUGUGACCUCUCUGUUGGGUCAAGAAGAGCUAAGAACUAUAAGAAUUUCCCAAGACACCUGUUUAGAGUGGAAGAUUCAACUUAUAACCAAAGAACCAACUCCAAAGCAGACUAUUUUUUUGGCAAAAUCAUUCAGUGGAGUGAAAAUAACUAGAAUGGCUGACAUAUGUCCUCCACAGUAAGAAAAGACUGGGAGUGCCAUAAGAUCAGAAAGCAACAUGAGAGUCCAGAGGGAAAUACAAGGUAAGUGACAUCUACCUAAAAGAAAAGAGCAUCUCAGGAGAGACUCUGUCAGGAAUUAGAGGAAAGCUCUCAAUUUAGAUCAAAGACUGUUUCUCACAGAAUUGCUACCCAUAAACAUUCCUGCAAGUGUUACUUAGAUACUGAAUGCUUGGAACAUAAUCCAAUUCUAGAUAAUUAUAAGGAAAAUUCUUUAAGGGAGCACCUCUGUGAAAGUUAUGAAUAUGAUGGAGCUCUGUGGCAUUUAAAAAAAAAUCAAACACAAAAAGAGUGCUUGUGCUCCAAAGACAUCAAACAUUAUAUGCUUUCUGUACAUAACAGCUUUCAUAUGGUGGCAAAUUCCUGUGAAUACAGUAAAAACAAAACCUUUUGCCAUCAUUCAUCUCUUAAGCAACAAGAGCAAACUCCUACUGGAGAGAAAUAUUAUGAAUGCAAUCUAUGUGGAAAAACCUUCAAAAGAAUUUCUAAUCGUACUUUACACAAGAGAAGUCAUGUGGGUAAGAAACAGUAUGAAUGUAAAGAAUGUAGUAAAGUCUUCAGUGAUUCCUCAACCUUAAGGAGACAUACACAAACUCACACUGGUGAGAAACCCUAUGAAUGUAGUUAUUGUGGAAAAGCCUUCAAUACAAGCUCUCACCUUAGAGUUCACAAUAAAUACAUACUGGAAAAAUCUGUAUGAAUGCAGUGAUUGUGGCAAAGUAUUUAGUUGUAUUUCAUACCUUAGCCUUAGAAUGCACAUGAGAACUCUCACUGGGGAGAAACCCUAUGACUGUGAGGAAUGUGGGAAAACCUUCAGUGUUUCUUAUUUCCUUAGGAGAUAUGUGAAAACUCACACUGAGGAGAAACCCUAUGAAUGUAUUCAGUGUGGAAAAGCCUUUAGUCAGAGCUCUUCACUUACUAUACACAAGAGAGUUCGUAAUGAAAAAGAAACCCUGUAAGAGCUAAAUGUGGAAUUGCCAUAUUAACUGUCUCAAGGUGGACUCCAACUUCAUCAGCUCAGCCUUUGUUCUCUAAAGUAUUCAAAAUCGUAAAUAGUCUUUCAAACACCCCUUUAGCUAGCUAGAUAGCACACUUGGUCUAGGUCUGUUUCUAAAUUUUGUCUGGUCAGUAUGACAUUUCUGACCCAUACUGUUUAGAAUGAUGAGUUUCUAAUGUAUGAUUUUCUGCUUCUUACUGUUGAUUUAUAAGCUACUUGCCUUAUGUUCAGAGUGGACUACAGUUUACUAUUUUACUGGUACUUUCUUGAGAGUUUCUUUCUGACCUUACGUGACAGAGUAGCCAACUGAAUA
Molecule: messenger RNA, 2025 nt
Organism: Condylura cristata (star-nosed mole)
Lineage: Eukaryota; Metazoa; Chordata; Mammalia; Eulipotyphla; Talpidae
Gene: ZNF891
Product: zinc finger protein 891
Source: RefSeq, a predicted model, not a curated record